AUGUCAGCCCUCGGCGAAUCUAUGCCGGAUACCCACCGAGGACAAAGCGAAUCUCCUGAUUGGCACAAGGAAAUCAAAUUCGAAAACGUGCCAACCUUCGAACUCGAAUACAACCUUCAGAAGCGGCAUGAGUGGCUCCUCGACCUACAACAGAUGUUCGCAGGAGCCCCAAAGAAAUACUAUAGCGACGAAAGAAAGAUCAUCGGCGCUGUAUGCCAUAUGUGCCAAACCUAUAGGCAGAGGUGGUACCGAACCUGUACCGAAAAAAGGGAGGUUGAACGCCGAAACGUCACCAAUGACUGGCUCUUCUUCCAGGAGUGGACCCUAAGCCUUAUCAAAAACGCGUCUAGUCUCACAAUGGCUAUCGCAAAGGAAAAGGAAAAUAUCCACCAGAGAAAGGACGAGGACCCUAGAGAGUUCCACGCCCGUCUCGAUACCCUUGAGCAGUACUUUGAGAGAGCGAGUGAGAAAGAAAGGGCCCGAUCCUUCUUCGUUAAACUACAACACUCCCUUCAGCUUCGAAUCCAGGACCAUGUACGAGAACUUCCCGAGACACGUGAGGAAGUUGUCAACACGGCAAACCAUUACUGGGACCUCAUGAAAACAAAUUCGGACCGGGGAAACACAAACGAAACCAAGCCGAAUCAUCUCCGAAAGCGUAAGGCUCCUCCGGAUGAACCCCAGGGACCGGAAAAGAAAACCUACAAGAACCGUCAAAACAAUCGGAGACGUCAAGAGUCCUCAACGAACAACAACCUAAACCCUAUCGGAAGGGAUGGAAAACGCAAUGUGUGCCACAUCUGCGGAAGCGAUACGCAUUACUCUCCUGACUGCCCCGACCGAAAGGACCCUAAGGAAAAGCCAAAGGUCCAGAUAGCAACAACCGCGGGAAACGACAGCGAGACGGAGUAG
Molecule: messenger RNA, 912 nt
Organism: Penicillium cataractarum
Lineage: Eukaryota; Fungi; Ascomycota; Eurotiomycetes; Eurotiales; Aspergillaceae
Exons: 1
Coding region: 1-912 (303 amino acids)
Molecular function (GO): zinc ion binding; nucleic acid binding
Source: RefSeq, a predicted model, not a curated record